AUGUCGAGACUGGGUAAAUAUGUUCAGAGUCGCAAUCCUGAGGAGGUCGAUCAUCACUGGAGUUCAACACAUCCAGAUCGGCCGGCAACCGCCCAGAAGAUACACAAUGCCCAUGAGCGCAACGGCCAUCAUGUGUACGACACAGACACUGAGAGUUUUGAUGCAACUCGUACUUCUCUCGAUGACCACGACUACGCUGCUUCCGAUGACUCUCGGGAUGAAGCAGACUACGACCAGCAUGGCGAGCAACAUUUUCAAGGCUACGGAGGACAUGAUUUUCCUGCGGCUGGUUUAGAUCUCGAUGUCCUCGAUGGUAUGAUGUCGCAGUUGCACAAAACUCGACAAUCUUUGGCUCAUUCUGGUCAUGCCGAAGUCGACUCCUAUCCUCCUACCACUUCUGGUGAACCAGACCCAAUCGAGGACUUUUCGGAUGGAGUCGAUGUUGAGCAUCCGCCAGUCCAACUCCGUCCAGAGCAGCUGCGUGAUGUUUACAAGACCAAAGACUCACAGAGACAUGUUGCUUCACCUUCUAUGGUCAUUCAGUCCCAAGCACUUCGCCCGCAACACUCGAAGGAGGAUUACAAAAUCACAACCAAACCAACCAUAAGUCAGAAAGAUGUGCAGCAUCAGANNAGAAGUCGCAGACCAAAGUACAACCAGUCUCUCAGCCCGUGGCCAAACAUGUUCCAGAGCAGUUUCAGGCUCCCGCUCAGAAAGCCGCGGUCCNACAAGUCCGCUGCACGAGUUCCCAACGAACAACCUAAUCAGGCACAUGGACAAUCUUCUCAAGUUCAGAACGGAAAGGUCAAUCACCGUCAACGCGAAGCCAGCGAGGCUGAUCACCAUCGUCAGCAGUAUGUGAGAAGGGCCGAUCAUCAAGAGCAGCACCCCAACGGGUUCAAUCAUCAACAACAGCACAGUACUGAAGAGUCUCCGGAAGAGAGCUACGAACAGAACACGCAUCCAGAAGAUCUCGAUCACGACCUAGAAGAGUUGUUCGCCAAGGACUUUGAUGAACUGCAGAAGGAACCAUUCGAUGGACCGCCUCGUGAGGAGGUUCACGACGCUCCGUCUGACUCCUCGAAACCACUGGGUGAGAGACUUGCAUCUGUUCACAAACUCAAUGUUCCCAGUCAGAAAGAGCUCUUUUCUUCGUUGAGCAUUGAGGAGUGGGAAGAGGCCGGAGACUGGUUCCAGGAGCGCUUUUCUGAGGUCUUUGGAAAGCUCAAAGCUGCACGUAAAAAGAGACGUCAUCUGGCCUCAAACUUCGAGAAACGCAUUGCCGAGAGGCAGCAGGCGCUUACCAGGAAGAGAAAGAUUACCGAAGAUGCACUGUUGGAGAUGAAGAAGUCGGGAAGCCAGGUUCUAGAGGGUACACCAAAGAAGAAGCAGAAGUUUACGGAGUGA
This is a messenger RNA of Aureobasidium uvarum, 1407 nucleotides long. The record is from the annotation of a GenBank genome assembly. NCBI's taxonomy places the organism in Eukaryota, Fungi, Ascomycota, Dothideomycetes, Dothideales, Saccotheciaceae.